AAUCCCCAACCUCCCUUCUCCACUCUCUCCCUCCAGAUCUCGCUCGCCAUGGACCUCCUCGACGCGGGCCACCGCCACUCGUCGGAACUUCCCGCCGCCGGCGCCGACAUGGAAGGCGCUUCAGUGCUUCCGCUCUCCGGAGCUGCCUACCAGCCCUACGUCUCCGAGCUCCUUUCCUUCUCCAUCGAGCGCCUCCACAAGGAGCCGGAGCUGCUGCGGGUGGACGGAGAGCGGGUGCGGCGGCAGAUGCAGGAAGUGGCGGUGGAGAACUACGCCGCCUUUAUAGCCGCCUCCGAGGCGCUCUCCUUCGUGCGGGCACAGCUCGAGGGGUUCGACAAGCACCUCGAGGCACUGGUACAGGAGAUACCCAAUUUAACAUCUGGUUGCACCGAGUUUGUUGAGUCAGCACAUCAAAUUUUGGAAGAGAGGAAGCUCAAUCAGACAUUACUAGCCAACCACAGUACCUUGCUUGACCUGCUUGAAAUCCCACAACUUAUGGACACAUGCAUACGGAAUGGGAACUAUGAUGAGGCACUCGAUCUAGAAGCUUCUGUUAGUAAAAUUUCGAAGUUGCACCCUGAUUUACCUGUCAUCCAAGGAUUAGCUGCUGAAGUCAAGAAGACGAUACAAUCACUAAUUUCUCAGCUUCUCCAAAAGCUUCGAUCAAAUAUUCAGUUACCCGAAUGCCUCCGUAUUGUCGCACAUUUGCGCCGGAUUGGAGUGUUCAGUGAAUCAGAAUUACGCCUACAGUUCCUGAGAUGCAGGGAAGCUUGGCUUUCUGGGAUUCUUGAUGAUCUGGACCAAAGGAAUGUAUAUGAUUAUCUGAAAGGCAUGGUGUCUUGCCACAGGACACAUCUAUUUGAUGUUGUCAAUCAAUACCGAGCAAUAUUCAAUAAUGAUAAAUCUGGAAGUGAAGAGAACAGCGACGGUGGGCUGCUUUUCAGCUGGGCAAUGCACCAAGUUAGUAAUCACCUCACCACUCUUCAAGUUAUGUUGCCAAAUAUAACAGAAGGUGGGUCCCUGUCAAACAUGCUUGAAAACUGCAUGUAUUGUGCGAUGGGUCUCGGCUUGGUUGGACUGGAUUUCCGUUGCCUGCUUCCACCAAUUUUUGAAAAUGCGGUUUUAAAUUUAUUCUCGAAGAAUAUGAGUACAGCGGUUGAGAAUUUUCAGGUUGUCUUGGAUUCACAUCGUUGGGUGCUGAUGCCAUCUAUUGGCUUUGUCACAAAUGGAGCUGUGGAUGAUACUUCUGAUGAUGUGACACCACCUUCUGUUUUGAUGGAGCAUCCACCUCUCGCAGUGUUUGUUAAUGGUGUUUCGGCAGCAAUGAAUGAGCUAAAACCAUGUGCACCAUUGAGCUUGAAGCAUGUCCUUGCUCAGGAGGUGGUGAAAGGAUUGCAAGCAGUUUCUGACUCCCUAGUCAGAUACAAUGCCAUGCGGAUGCUGCGUGGAAAUGAGUCUUCCCUUUUCCUCUCACUUUGCCAGGCAUUUAUUGAGGUCGCAUAUCCUUAUUGUGCUGCAUGUUUUGGACGAUGCUACCCCAACGGAGGAGUGCUGAUCACAGAGUGCCCCAGCUUAUUGGAUGCUGUCAGCCAACUACCUAUAAGAUCAGGCUCUGGGAUCAGCAGCAUUGAUCGAAAGUCGUCAGGAGGCAUCGAAAGAAGGCAGUCCGGAGGCAUAGAAAGAAAGCAGACAGGAGGCAUCGAGAGAAAGCAGUUGGAAGGCAUCGAGAGAAGGCAGUCAGGAGGCAUUGAAAGAAGGCAGUCGAUCGAGAGUGCUGGGACUGCGGCCUCUGAGAACGGACUUGUAACCAAUGGCCCUGAGCCAGAGGUGACCAGCGACGCGGGAACCACUGCCGAACCAGCUGGUGCCGACAUGCAGACCGAUGCACCCGCAAACGCAUAGCCUGAACCGCGUUGAUGGAAUCUGUCGAAGUUCUUGUUACGUUGAGCCGUUGCUGCAAGACUAUGUUCAUCGACAGUUUGGUUCAUUAUUUUUGGUCGUGGUCUUACAGUGUACACAAGAGAGCGUUGGAUGUUAAUCUGUACAAUACACAAUUGGAAAUUUAGCUGUUCAUCUCUAGCCCAUACGUAGAUGUUGUAGACCGGAGAUUGUUUCGGACUGACAGUAAGUUGAUAAUAUGAAGCGAGUGCUCUAUGUUGUUGUUGACUGCA
Molecule: messenger RNA, 2171 nt
Organism: Triticum dicoccoides
Lineage: Eukaryota; Viridiplantae; Streptophyta; Magnoliopsida; Poales; Poaceae
Product: conserved oligomeric Golgi complex subunit 8-like
Exons: 12
Coding region: 49-1902 (617 amino acids)
Biological process (GO): intra-Golgi vesicle-mediated transport
Cellular component (GO): COG complex
Source: RefSeq, a predicted model, not a curated record